Molecule: messenger RNA, 843 nt
Organism: Seminavis robusta
Lineage: Eukaryota; Bacillariophyta; Bacillariophyceae; Naviculales; Naviculaceae
Source: the annotation of a GenBank genome assembly
AUGGGAGGAUCUCAGGCUUUAUGCUUUGGAGCUUCGCGUCCCGAAACCACCAACCAACCCCAACCACCACAGCCCCACCAGAAGAAACAAGUGGACGAGCUGAUGGCGGAUGAUGAUACCUCUACUUCCAAGAAGGACGAUAGUUCCAACUUGAAAGACAACAACUUGAACGAGGAAGAUAAUGAUGAUGUAUACUUUAUGCGUCAAGCAUUAAAGGUGGCCGAAGCAGCCUUGGCCAUUGGCGAAGUUCCCGUGGGAUGUGUCAUUGUCUUAUUGCCAAAAGACACCACUACUACUAGAGGUACCAUUGUGUCUCACGGGGCCAAUCAAGUCAAUGCCACCCGAGAUGCCAGUCGCCAUGCCGAAGUUGUGGCCGUGGAUCGCAUGUUGACAUUGGGGGCCUCGUCGGAUCAAUUGCGGCUCCCUCCCCACAUUAUGGCUCAAUCCGCCACAACCCCAGAACAACAAAAGGCUCUGCAGGAAGAAAAGAAUGCCAUGGACGACGACGGUUGGGGAUCUGGUCAAGUUUAUCCCGUUUCCAUUCUCUCUCAAUGUCAUCUCUAUGUGACCUGCGAACCCUGCAUCAUGUGCAGUGCGGCCUUGGCAACGGUAGGAAUUGGAAAGGUGAUUUUUGGGUGUCGCAAUGAUCGAUUUGGAGGAUGUGGGUCCAUUCUUUCCUUGCACACAGCAACCAGUGUGGAUGAUAAGGAAGAUGGUUCUACAGACAAACCAUUCCCGAUUGUGGAAGGUGUCCUCAAAGACCAAGCCGUUCGGUUGUUGCGGUGCUUUUACGACCGAGAAAACUUUCAUGCCCCAGAUGAUAAACGGAAACGAAAAAGCUAA